AUGCCCCAUAUCCCGUGCCCGAUCCAGAUUCGCGAGUCGUUCCGCCUGCGUCGCAUCAUGCAGACCAUCCUCUCCCUUGGCAACGCCCUCAACCAAGGCACAGCUCGCGGUGCUGCCGUGGGGUUCAAGCUGGACAGCCUCCUCAAGCUCACGGACACCAAGACACGCAACAGCAAGAUGACUCUCCUCAACUACCUUGCUAAGGUGCUGGAGACGAAGCUGCCAGAGAUAGCCAAGUUCCCAUCUGACCUUCCUUCGUUGGAGAAAGCUCACAAGGUGCAAGUGAAGCAGCUAGCGGAGGACAUGCGGCAGCUGACCAACGACAUGGUCAUGGCAGAGAAGGAGCUCACUGCAUGCGGCUCCGAUGGGCCCUGCGCUGAGGGCUUCAGGAAGGCACUGGGCGCGUUUCUGGAGGAGGCAGCAUCAGAUGCCAGGCAACUGUCAGCACUCUAUGCUGAAACUAGCCGCAGUGCAGAGGCUCUGUCGAAAUACUUUGGCGAAGAUCCCGCCAAGUGCCCUUUUGAACACGUGACUCUGAUUCUCUUCAACUUCAUGCAGAACUACAAGAAGGCAGUGGAAGACAACAACAAGCAGAUAGAGGCGGAGAGGAAGAGGCUAGAGAGGGAGCUCAAGGCACAGCACAAGGCGGAAAGAGCGCUGCGCCACCCCACCACACCCCGACGAAGCGGCAGCAGCAGCAACGGCAGGAACAACAGCAUCGGCGGUCCGAACGGCACUGCCACCACGCCCCGUAGAACCCCGGGAACGCCCAGAGCAGGCAGCACGGGGGGCGCACGUACCCCCCGGGGAGCAGCAGGCAGUGGUGCUGCUGCUGCCCCUGGUUCUGCCGGCGCGCCACGCACUCCCAGAGCCAGCAGCAGCAGCAGCAGCUUUAAGAGGAGCACGUCUACGAGCAGCAAUGGGGAUGGGCGCAGUGGGUCGUUUCGUAGGAGCUCCUCUUCUGCCACCUCUUCUGUGGACUCUCCUGCUACUCCCGGAUCUGCUUCUGCUUCUGCUACCGGUUCUGCUUCUGCUGCUGGUCGUGCUGGGUGUCAGGAGGGCUCUAGGGCAAGUCCAGAGGCGCUGAGUGAUUCUGCUGCUGGUGCUGCUGAAGGGACAGAGAAACGGGGGACGUCGAGUCCGGAAGGGCCAGCAGGAGCUUCGGUGGGCCUGCGAAGGCCAGACGACUUGUGUGAGGGCAACGGUGGCUGUCGGGAAAGCGGCAGUGAGAAUGGAGGAAGCAGAGGGAGUAGAGGAGUUGGGCCUGCUAGCAGUAAGGAGGUGGGACAAGGAGGGAAGACUCCUAGAUCUGGGUCGUUCAGAAGGAGCUCUGGGGAGGAGAGUGUGGGGCAGCCUGGGACGGGACCGGGACGAGGCAGUCAGAGUUGA
Closterium sp. Naga37s-1 is the source of this 1389-nucleotide messenger RNA. The record is from the annotation of a GenBank genome assembly. Lineage: Eukaryota; Viridiplantae; Streptophyta; Zygnematophyceae; Desmidiales; Closteriaceae.